Ictidomys tridecemlineatus (thirteen-lined ground squirrel) is the source of this 2130-nucleotide messenger RNA. The record is from RefSeq and is a predicted model, not a curated record. Lineage: Eukaryota; Metazoa; Chordata; Mammalia; Rodentia; Sciuridae.
AUGGCAGCUAAGCCCACGGAAGACUUGAGUGCCAACCUCAGCUGUCCUGAAUGUCGAGGGAUAUUCAGCAGCACCCCUGGCUCCUGCCUAGAGGCCAUCAGCACCCCUCAAGCCAUGAAAACCCCAAUUGUCACCACAUGUCCCCUGACAAGUGGCCCGGUUAACCACUGCACCCCAGACUAUGACCCCUUCGGCUCCCUGAAAAAUGUCCUGGAAUUCCUGGCGCCCCUGAAACCAGUGGCCAUUCGAAUAGUGAGAAAUGCGCACGGGAACAAGACAGGUCCCCUAUCAGAGCUCCACUACCCCAUCGACAGCCUGACCAAGAAGCCCAAGGGCUUCGCCUUUGUCACCUUCAUGUUCCCUGAGCACGCAGUGAAGGCCUACGCAGCCGUGGACGGACAGGUGUUCCAGGAGACCAAGGGCAGCGUAGCCGUGCGCGUGGCCCUCGGGGAGACUCAGCUGGUCCAAGAAGUGCGACGCUUCCUCAUCGACAACGGCGUCAGCCUGGACUCUUUCAGCCAGCCAGUGGAGGAAGGAGCAGAGGCCCCCACAGCCAAGACGGAAGAAGAGGAGGAGGCGGACGAGGAAGAGGACGACGAGGAGAGCCUUCCAGGGUGCACUCUGUUCAUUAAAAACCUCAACUUCAGCACCACAGAGGAGACACUGCAGCAACCGUCUUCCCCAGGGCGAGGCCCAGGAGAAAGCUGGAGGGUUGGCCAAGGUGACCUGUACCCGCCCCUCCUCUCUAGGCCAGCCCUGACCUCUGCCCGGAAGAAGCAGCUUCCCCGGAAGCAGACCUCAUCCAAGAUCCUGGUGCGGAACAUUCCCUUCCAGGCUGACCGCAGGGAGAUCCGCGAGCUCUUCAGCACCUUUGGAGAGCUGAAGACGGUCCGCUUGCCCAAGAAGAUGACCGGGACAGGCACGCACAGGGGCUUCGGCUUCGUGGACUUCCUCACAAAGCAGGAUGCCAAGAGAGCCUUCAAUGCCCUGUGUCACAGCACCCACUUGUACGGCCGAAGGCUGGUCCUGGAGUGGGCAGACUCCGAGGUGACCCUGCAGGCCCUGCGACGGAAGACGGCCGAGCACUUCCACGGUAGGAGGGCGUGGGGCCUGGGCCUCAACUGGGGCUUCCUGGAAGGCAGGAGGGGCUGGGCCCCAAGAGAACGACCAAGGCCCCCCGCACCCAGUGCCGGGCAGCACCCUCCUGUCUUCGUGGCAGGAGGCUGGCCCCUGGAGGCCUCCCUUUUCUUUCGGGUGCCUUCGCUUUGGGGCCAGGUGACAGAGGACAGGUGCCAGCUCUCUUUCCCCUUCUGGUCUGUUGAAUGGGUCAUCUGGCAGGGAGUACAGACUCUCUCCUGUCUGCCUGGGGAGCCAGGCUCCAGGAUGGGGCCAGGACAGUCCCUCCUGUGGCCGACCAUGGUGCUGAGGUGCCUGCAGUCUUCCUCCUUGUUCUGGGGCACGUGCCUUCCUGUGUCUCUGCCUGUCGUUCAGGCCCAUCCUGGGGGGCAGCUGAGGGCCAAGGGGACCUGGAACCAGGAGCAGUUGUUUGCUGCUGGCCAGGGAAGCUGGGGCUGGAGAGCAGGGCCUCUGACAGCCCGCUGGACCCCAGAACGUCCUCGGAACCCAGCGGCAGCCGGAGGCCUCGGGUGUGGCCCACCUGCCAGGCCUACAGAGGCCGCCCUGCCCGACCCUGGCUGCCCUGCUCCACUGCUCCGCUACACUGUUUCCCAGACCGGGCAGGGCCUGACUGUGCCGCUCUGUCCUCUGUACCGUGGUGUCUUGCCCCUUGGUCCCUCUUUAUCCUGGACGCCUGCCCUCCCCGUCCCUCUUGUCUCUUGCCCUGUUGUGGUGGCCUCUGUGGUUCAUUGUCCUCACGGAACCCACACCUCCCGUGUGGGGCUGUUGUGCCCAUCUUUGUGGGUCUUGGGUUCCCCUCUGGGUCACUGAUGCAGGCCAGGCCCUCGCCAAGGCUGGGGACAUUUGAGCCAGGGCGAAUGUGAAACCAGAGACAGAGGCCAGCACAUAACCUCGAUCUCAGUAAGUCCCCAAGUCCUGACGUGCAGAAAAGGAACGCGUCCCUAUCGACAGGCAUUGACAGGCCCGAAUGCACCGUUGGCAAAUGUUUGUGUA